Molecule: messenger RNA, 920 nt
Organism: Trichobilharzia regenti
Lineage: Eukaryota; Metazoa; Platyhelminthes; Trematoda; Strigeidida; Schistosomatidae
Source: the annotation of a GenBank genome assembly
GUUUCUGUUAUGCCGCAGAUUCAAAUGUUGCGGAACGGAGAUUGAUAUUAGAUGAGGAUUUUUCUACUUCGGUCUUUAAAGACAAUUGCUUUUUAGUUAAUGAUGCAGCAUAAAGAUGCAGAGAGGUAGAAAGUCUCUAGUUGCCAAAUCAAAACUUUCAUACUGUUGUGAAUGGAAAGACUGCUCCAGCUCCUUUGAUGACAAAAAUUCACUCAAACGUCACCAGCUACAACACUUCGAAGUAUUAUGUGAACAAGUGUCACAGUGUACAUGCCAUCCUAUCUGUGGAAUAUGUGAUUCUCCUAUAAAUGUAUCUGAUCCGGAUGAGAUUGAAAGGCACUCGUAUUUUCAUUCUUGGGUCAAUCAUCUGAAAGUGGUUGGAAAGCAUUCCUCGUCAAUUAAUGAUUGGCCAUCUUGUAUGUGUGAUUCAAAGUCAUGUAAUUCAAUACCUGAACUUCCAACUAAAUUUGAGUGUGGUUGGGAGUACUGUGAUUUUAAAACCAACGAUGUUUCCAUAUUUAUUGAUCAUGUUUCAAAGCAUUCAGAGGAAUAUAAUGAUUCUCGUUAUCCGAAGGGUGUAGGAUUGAAAUGUUUAUGGGAGGAUUGUACAUAUGUAGCCCGUCGUUUAAAAAAUCUUACCGGUCAUUUGGAUACGCAUACUCAAAAUAAACGUGCAGCCUGUCCUACAUGUGGUCUGUUAGUUGUUAAUUUUCGAAAGUUAGAAGACCACCUUAAACGUCAACAAGUCCAUUUGUUAAGAAAGAAUGCUAACGUGAAUAUACAUCAUUCAGUUAAACCUGUAAAGUGCAAUCGGUGUCAAAGACUGUUUAGUACACAGAGAUUAUUGGCUACGCAUAUGAAAAGGCAUAUUAAUACAAUGAAAUGUCCCUAUUGUGAUAUGACUGCCUUAGGCAAAUCAG